GCUAGUAGUGGAGCGGACAGGUGCGUCCACCAGCGAGCUGGUUGUGUCUUGGCUCCUUCACUGAAGAGAUGCCGCCUACCUGCGACGUGUGUGUGUGUGUGUGGCUGGCUGCCCUGGGCCCACCUUCACACCACCAGCCUCUACAGUGAAUGUUUAAGAUCUGAAACAUAAUGUUUUAAAGUGACUUUGGUACCUUGAUUUUCUGUUUGUUGAUAUUGUGGUAAUGUGCGCGCGCGCAGAUGGUACUGUUGAAAGAUAUACAAAAUAUUAAUUUGGACUAUAAAAAAAAUGCAGAAUAUAAGAUACCAUACGAGGAUGACAUCGUGAAGAGGCUUGUGUUGGGUCAGCACCAUCACCCUCAGGCUUUGCUGGCCACACUGCGAGACGCUCUCUUGACUCCUCGCCUGACUGUGUUGCACUCCUGGCCUCCCCCCACCCAUAAAGUACCCCAGGUUGACCCAGUGAAGGCCCCUUUCCCCAAGCCAUAAGACUGAAAUACUAGCAGGCGUAGGUAGUGUCGGGUGAGGAGCGUUGUUGGGAACGCGUGCUGGACAAUGUCUGACGGAGGACUGAAGGUGGAACAGCCCGUGGAGAGUGUAGAGUCUCUGUCCAGGGAGGCUGAGGGACUCAAGGUCAAGCUCGAGGAGGAGAGACAGAAGCUCAACGAUGUUCCCCUGACGACGGUGGCUGCCCGACUGGAGAGUCUGCCACCUCUCAACAUCAAGCCCAGGAGGGUACUGAAGGGACAUCAAGGCAAGGUGCUCUGCUCUGACUGGUGUAAUGACAAGCGUCAUCUCGUCUCCUCCUCUCAGGACGGGAAAAUGAUAAUCUGGGAUGCGUUCACGACCAACAAAGAGCAUGCGGUCACCAUGCCCACCACCUGGGUCAUGGCCUGCGCAUACUCUCCUACUGGAACCAUGGUUGCUUGCGGAGGCCUGGACAACAAGGUCACGGUCUACCCUCUCAGUUUUGACGAAGAUGUCACUCAAAAGAAGAAGGCUGUCGGCACCCACACGUCUUACAUGUCCUGCUGCACCUUCCCUUAUUCCGACCAGCAGAUCCUGACGGGCUCUGGGGACUCUACGUGUGCUCUGUGGGACGUGGAAUCCGGGAUGAUGUUGCAGAGCUUCCACGGCCACCAGGGGGAUGUAAUGGCCCUAGACUUGGCCCCUUCAGAGACAGGAAACACAUUCGUCUCCGGUGGAUGCGACAAGAUGGCACUCAUCUGGGACAUGAGAACUGGUCAGUGUGUACAGACGUUCGAAGGUCACGAAUCUGACAUCAACACCGUCAAGUUCUACCCGUCGGGAGACGCCAUUGCCACGGGUUCAGAUGACGCCACGUGUCGGUUGUUUGACCUGCGGGCGGACCGAGAGAUCGCCGUCUACACGAAGGAAAGCAUAAUUUUCGGUGUCAAUUCCGUCGACUUCUCCGUCAGUGGACGACUGCUGUUUGCCGGCUACAACGACUACACUGUCAACGUCUGGGACACCCUCAAGUGUCACCGGCUCACUAUCCUCUAUGGCCACGAAAACCGCGUCUCUUGUCUCAAGAUGUCCCCAGACGGCACCUCCAUAUCCACGGGCUCCUGGGAUUUCACAUUAAGGAUAUGGGCGUAAUUGCGCAUUCGACCAACUAAGAGGGCGGCAUCAUGCAGUUGUGAAUUGCCCUGCCAUUCGGCAAGCUGUACUAUCACCCGGGUUCAGCAGGCCUCGCAUGUAUCUCGACUCGCUCCAUGUCCAGACAGCAGAUCUCACUACGAACUGAUUGAGGAAAAUUACAAAAUAGUAACAGGGGGUAGAUAAAGAUUGUGGCUUAUAGAGCCUAUACAACCUUGAUCUAUCUAGUACGAUGAAAGUGUGUGGUAUCUCCACACACCUGGUCCCUCUCCCAUCUUAACAUCCAGCUUGCCUAUCUCCUCCCUGUUUAAACCUUGUUUAAACCUUGUCCCAAAUUCAUGUAAACUGGCACUUCAUUCUCCACAUGACCAUACCAUAUUAAUACUCCAUCCCGCUUGUGUUGGGAUUUACUUAACUCAUGAAUGAGAUACUCAGAAUAGCUUUAAAUAGCGUGUUGUAGUCAGAUUAUGGAGAGUACUCUGAUAUUACCAGAAUUUAAACUACUACAACCUACAAAUGUAUUUAUACAAAUUAUUUUGAAAUGUUUAUAAAAUUCUAUAUUAUACAAUUCUUAGAUAAUUUGAAGUGCAAAUAUAUACACCUUCUUUCCCUCACACACACACACACACACACACACACACACACACACACACACACACAAAGUACAUAUAAAUAAUGCAUACAUUUACAUAAAGGAUUUAUAUGUAGAAAUAUAUUUAAGUUGAUCAA
Molecule: messenger RNA, 2348 nt
Organism: Procambarus clarkii (red swamp crayfish)
Lineage: Eukaryota; Metazoa; Arthropoda; Malacostraca; Decapoda; Cambaridae
Gene: Gbeta5
Product: guanine nucleotide-binding protein subunit beta-5
Biological process (GO): G protein-coupled dopamine receptor signaling pathway; G protein-coupled receptor signaling pathway
Cellular component (GO): cytoplasm; heterotrimeric G-protein complex
Molecular function (GO): signaling receptor complex adaptor activity; protein binding
Source: RefSeq, a predicted model, not a curated record